This is a messenger RNA of Erigeron canadensis, 1174 nucleotides long. RefSeq names its product cationic peroxidase 1-like. NCBI's taxonomy places the organism in Eukaryota, Viridiplantae, Streptophyta, Magnoliopsida, Asterales, Asteraceae. The transcript has 4 exons. The coding region runs from base 29 to 1006 and encodes 325 amino acids. Gene Ontology annotation, biological process: hydrogen peroxide catabolic process; response to oxidative stress. Gene Ontology annotation, molecular function: peroxidase activity; heme binding. The record is from RefSeq and is a predicted model, not a curated record.
AAACACCAUCUUUUUCAUCAUCUAAUCUAUGGUUUCAUCAUCAUAUUCUUUAAAUAUGCAUAAUAUCCUACUACCAACAUGCAUAUUGAUUUUAUUUGCAUUGAUCAAAACAUCUUCGGGUCAACUUUCGGCCAACUUUUACGCUAGCUCAUGCCCUAACUUUAGUUCCAUUAUAUCAUCCGCGGUGAAUUCGGCUGUGUCAAAUGAAGCUCGAAUGGGUGCCUCGUUGCUUCGUCUACAUUUUCAUGAUUGUUUCGUUAAUGGAUGUGAUGCAUCAGUCCUACUUGAUGACACAGCAAAUUUUACAGGGGAGAAAACGGCAGGCCCAAAUAACAAUUCACUAAGAGGAUUUGAUGUUAUUGACACCAUCAAAACUCAAUUAGAGAGUUCAUGCCCGGGUGUUGUUUCUUGUGCAGAUUUAUUAGCCACUGCUGCCCGUGAUUCGGUUGUUGCUCUUGGUGGUCCGAGUUGGAACCUUAAUUUUGGAAGGAGAGACUCGACCACGGCUAGUUUGAGUGCGGCAAAUAACAACAUUCCUGCACCUACUCUGAACCUUAGUGGCCUCAUCUCAUCUUUUUCAAACCAAGGGUUUACUACUAAUGAAAUGGUUGCACUAUCAGGAUCACAUACAAUUGGGCAAGCAAGGUGUACAGUCUUUCGAAACCGUCUCUACAACGAAAACAACAUAAAUUCAUCAUUUGCUACAUCAGUAAGAGCAAACUGUCCUUCAAGUGGUGGUGACAACAAUUUAUCUCCAUUGGAUGCCGCUACUCCUACGUCAUUCGAUAAUGCUUACUUCAAUAAUUUAUUGAACCAAAACGGGCUAUUGCAUUCGGAUCAAGAACUUUUUAAUGGUGGUUCGACCGAUGCCCAAGUGAGAACUUACAGUUCGAAUCCUGCAACGUUUUCGACUGAUUUUGCGAAUGGAAUGAUCAAGAUGAGUAACCUUAAUCCAUUGACGGGAUCAAGUGGCCAGGUUAGGACCAACUGCAGAAGAACAAAUUGAUUAUUACUUCUAAUUGUCUUCUUGAUGCUGGAUUAUUAUUUAAUGGUUUGCAAAUUGUACCCUUUAGAAUAUUAUUGCUUAUUGUCUAUAAAAUUCGUCACCUGUUCCUGAUGGAUUAUUACAAUAUAUUUAAAUAUUGAAAGUGAAUGAAAAACAACUUAAUAAAUA